Molecule: messenger RNA, 1225 nt
Organism: Pristis pectinata (smalltooth sawfish)
Lineage: Eukaryota; Metazoa; Chordata; Chondrichthyes; Rhinopristiformes; Pristidae
Gene: ldlrad3
Product: low density lipoprotein receptor class A domain containing 3
Exons: 7
Coding region: 108-1166 (352 amino acids)
Biological process (GO): receptor-mediated endocytosis
Cellular component (GO): plasma membrane
Molecular function (GO): protein binding
Source: RefSeq, a predicted model, not a curated record
GCUGGAUCGGGACCAGGGACUGGAUCGGGAUCCGACUGCGGGACCGGGACCGGCCGGGUUGCUGAGCCGGCAGCCGAGGAUCGCAGUGCUGCCGCCGCCGCCGGACCAUGUGGCCGCUCUACCUGCUGGUGGCCUCCGUGGGAAAGAAGGGGAUUUGCCGUCCUUGCCCAAACACACCUUGUGUGACUGCACGUCUGUCAGAAAGCCAGCUAUUGCCUGGGAACAACUUCACCAACGAGUGCAACAUUCCUGGGAACUUCAUGUGCAGCGAUGGCAGGUGUAUACCCGGGGCCUGGCAAUGUGACGGCCAGCCAGACUGCUUUGACAAGAGCGAUGAAAAGGAGUGCCCAAGAGUCAAAUCCAAAUGUGCUCCAACCUUUUUCCCCUGCGCCAGCGGUGUGCAUUGUAUCAUCGGGCGCUUCCGGUGUAAUGGAUUCGAGGAUUGUCCGGACGGCAGUGAUGAGGAGAACUGCACAGCAAACCCCCUGUUAUGCUCGACAGCCCGUUUCCACUGUAAGAAUGGGAGAUGCAUUGACAAGAGCUUCGUGUGCGAUGGAGUGAAUAACUGCCAGGACAACAGUGACGAAGAUGUCUGUGAGAUCUCAGCAGAUGACAGCCUGGGCGGGGGUCACGACUAUGUGACGUCCGACAUCCGGAUCUUCCCGUACUACCCCAGUGUCAUCUUCGCCAUCAUCGGCAGCUCAGUGGUCUUCGUCCUGCUGAUGGCUCUGCUGGCCAUGGUGCUGCAUCACCACCGCAAACGCAACAACCUGAUUGGCCACGUCACGCCGCCCCUGCACCGCCUGCAGCACCCGCUGCUUCUGUCCCGGCUGGUGAUCUUGGACCGCACCCACCACUGCAGCGUCACCUACAACACCAACAACGGCAUCCAGGUCACCGCCAGCUCCAUGUACCACCAGCCCCUGCCCGCGGAAGAGGUGCCGCCCUCCUACUCCGAGGCUGUGCUGGAACAGAGCAGACCGCCAUGGUUCGACCUCCCACCGCCUCCAUACCGCUCGGACACCGAGAUCCCCAGCCAUCCUGAGCUGCCCCCUUACCGUUCCAGGGCAGGGAGCACCUUGAGUUCGGGGCAUCCCAGCAGCCUACAGGAGAGCGCUGAAACCAGAGACUGCCUGCUCAGCAGCAGAUCAGGGGAAGAGCCGUGAGCAAAAGCCAUGUUGUGGCGCAGCAGUUGUGUUCUUGCACUAGGUGACACUUAAAGGCA